AUGGGGAUAUACUUAUCACUAGUUAUUGGUGUUAUAAUAAUUGGGGUACUCUUCGAUAUAUUUAAACAAUAUCGGAAACACCAGACGUACAAAGUGAAAGAGAUACCCAAGUCUAUCAAAGAGAUUUAUGGCGACAAAUUAACACAAGAAGAGUUUGAUGCCUCUCAGAGUUACCAAUUGGACUCUUCGAGACUUGUGUUUAUCAAGAUAGCUGUCAAACUAGUCUUCGAAGUGACUGCAUUUCUCAGUCCGUUAUUUCCAAGUGUCUACAACCAUUAUAAGUCCAUGCCGGAGUACUUGUCUUCGAUACUCUUUGUCCUCACAUUCAACAUUUUGGACACUUUAGUUGACCUUCCCUUCUCUUUAUAUAACACUUUUGUGAUUCGUGAGAAGCACAAAAUGAACAACAUGACUCUCGGAAUAUACAUCAAAGACGCUUUAAAAAGCUUUGCGUUGUCUGGUGUAUUGAGUAUUAUAGUGGUCACGGUAUUAUACUUCUUGGCUGGUCCAAGUGUCUCUGUUGACUCUCUAGAAGACCAAAGUAGUGUUAUUAAGCACUUCACUCUCUAUUUCUGGCUUGCUAUUAUGGUCAUAGACAUCGUCAUUUCCCUCAUCUUUGUCCCAUUCAUUCUCCCACUCUUUUACGAGAAAAAGCCAUUGGAAGAGUCCGAACUGAAGACCAAAAUUACUGAAGUUAUGAAAGACGUCGAUUUCAAUUUAAAAGACGUGUGGAUGAUCGACGCAUCGAAAAAGAUGAAAGAAGGAAACGCCUUCUUCUCUGGGCUUUUUGGGAAGCGCGACCUUGUUCUCUUCGAUAAUUUGACCACAUCAUGUAACACAGAAGAAAUCGUUGCUAUUGUCUUACACGAAGUCGGCCACUGCAAACAUCGUCAUUUGUACAAACUUCUCGGAGUGCAGUCGAUACUCAUUUUUAUAGUAUUUAAAAUUAUCGAAAUUUUCUUGUUCAAGAAAACUCUCUACAAAGACUUCGGCUUCGAUAGGACAGUUUACGUAUUCGGUUUCGUCGUGUUAAACACUACGUUAAGUCCUUUGAUGGAAAUUAUAUCAAUCGGGUUGAACGCUGUUAUGAGGAAAUUCGAGUUCCAAGCAGACAGAUAUGCGGUGGACAACGGAUUCACUUGUUUAGACUCCGCUCUUAUUAAACUCUCUAUCAUGAAUAAAUCUUCGUUGGUUGACGACCCCAUUGUAUCCGCUUUGGAAAACUCACACCCAACUGUCGAGGAGAGAGUGAAGGUAAUCAGAGCUGUUGAGGUUAAGAAGGAUAAGUGA
Messenger RNA from Entamoeba invadens IP1, 1290 nucleotides. Its product is annotated as caax prenyl protease ste24, putative. The coding region runs from base 1 to 1290 and encodes 429 amino acids. Gene Ontology annotation, cellular component: endoplasmic reticulum membrane. Gene Ontology annotation, biological process: CAAX-box protein processing. Lineage: Eukaryota; Evosea; Mastigamoebida; Endamoebidae. The record is from RefSeq and is a predicted model, not a curated record. Gene Ontology annotation, molecular function: metalloendopeptidase activity. The transcript is spliced from 2 exons.